AUGCUGGUUCCAACACUGAUAGUAGCUGCAAUUGCCGGUUCCUCAGCGUAUACACUCGGCUCGGGAGUGCAAGCGACAGGCUGCACAACCUGCACGCUGCCACCUCCUACCGCUCCCUGCAGCACUUGUCAGACAGCUCCUCCGGCUCCACCAAUCACUAUGCCACCAGCUCAAUGGGGCGAAUGGGGAGCAUUCGGGCAAUGCACAGUAUCAUGUGGAGGAGGUACACGAGUCAGGCGACGUCUCUGCAAUGGUGGCUGCAGUACCUGUCAGUGUCUCGGCUCUGCUACUGACGUCCAGUCUUGCAAUACCGCACCAUGCCCUGCGGCCUGUACAACCUGUCAACAAAUACCAUACUAUGAUCCACCAGUCACUCCAGCUCCAUGCCUCACCUGCUCGCAGUACCAACAGCCGGCUCCUUGCCUGACCUGCUCCACUCCUGCACCAACUUACAUCCAACCGGCUCCAUCAUCAUGCACAACCUGUGGAGUGAAUUUGCGAUAUUAUGAUCCCUAUAAUAACAAUGGCCGUAAAAAGAGGUCUCAACGAAAGAUCGAAGACCCGCUUUCGUUCCUAUUCAAUUAA
Molecule: messenger RNA, 585 nt
Organism: Cooperia oncophora
Lineage: Eukaryota; Metazoa; Nematoda; Chromadorea; Rhabditida; Trichostrongylidae
Source: the annotation of a GenBank genome assembly